AAAGAUCUUGUUAAAAGCGGUUGAUGGCUAUAAAAUCAAUUUGGCCAAUGCCUCCAGCAGGCAGUGCAUGUAUGUUUUGUGAUUGCACCUCAGUGACAGGUACUUAUUGCGCGAAUCGUCUUCCGAAACGAACGCCAAUGUCUCUAUUCCGGCCCGCACGGUUGCUGGUGAUCGGUGCGAUGCUCAUCGGUUGCUGUACGAGCAAAGCCACAUUCGACCAAAUGACAAAAGCAGGUACCAUGAUGCGGAUGGUCUGCAUCGGCAAGCAUAAGGCCAGCGAGGAUUUGGUGGAUGGGCUUGGCCGAGGUGAAUUUGUCGAGCAGCAAGAGCUCAAAUGCUACGCUAACUGUGUGCUGGAAAUGAUGCAAGCGAUGAAGAAGGGAAAGGUUGUAGCCGAUAGUGCGAUCAAGCAGAUCGAGCUGCUGAUUCCACCCGAGAUUGCCGGUCCAACAAUGAAGGCAUUUGAUGGUUGUCGCGACUCCGCAAAUGGUAUUAAAAAUGCGUGCGAUGCGGCUUAUGCUCUGCUGAAGUGUCUGCAUGCCAAAAAUCCAAAAUAUUUUUUUGCCUGAUUUCCCUGCAAUGUGUGGCUUACGAUGGUUUAGCUAGCUGUUGGGUGCAUACGAAGACGGACACUCACAUGCUCUCUCGGUGAGAAGCCUCUCACCGGUAGACGGGCACGAGUGUCCUUUGGGUUUGUAAAGAGCGAGAUCGCGAGAUCUCCUGGGGAGUCAAGAUCCAGCAGCCGAACAGAACAGAACCGUGGUGGUGCGGUGACACGCGUGCACACAUACUUAUAAAUAAGUGGUAGCUUAGUAAAGUAUUUACGGUGUGUCCUAUUCUUGUGUAUCUCGGCAAUAUCACAUCGUAAAACUAGCAAUAAAGAAAACAUGAACCAGCA
Molecule: messenger RNA, 898 nt
Organism: Anopheles stephensi (Asian malaria mosquito)
Lineage: Eukaryota; Metazoa; Arthropoda; Insecta; Diptera; Culicidae
Product: general odorant-binding protein 72-like
Exons: 4
Coding region: 24-569 (181 amino acids)
Biological process (GO): olfactory behavior; sensory perception of smell
Cellular component (GO): extracellular region
Molecular function (GO): dibutyl phthalate binding; odorant binding
Source: RefSeq, a predicted model, not a curated record